CACGUCGAGACCAAGUUACAUCCCAUCAUAAGUGUCAAGCUUCAAAAACGCCAUGAGCUCCGUCGAACACAACGCGUCGUGGGAGUCCGCGAACCCGAACAAGCGUCGCGAUGCCAUUGCGUGGCACGCGUACACUAGUGGCGUCAAGACCGGCGCAAUGACUGCCUCGGUCGUGGGGGCAGGUGUCCUCUCUGCCAACAAGUAUUGGCCGGCGUUUCGCAACCGUUUGAACACAAGUGGCAAGACCGCGUUGGUGGUCAUGUCGUUCCUGGCUUCGUUCACAGUUGAAGCCGAGAAUCGACUAGUGCAUGGAGCGCACAACCCCGAUAUUUACAUGGCCACUAUGGAUGGCACGUAUGUCGAAGAAGAGAAAGAGGUGUCCAAGCUCAAGCUCUGGCAACGCGGAGCCAACUUCCUGUACGAUCACCCGUACCGUGCGCUUGCCUCGGUCGGUGUGCCGCUCGUCGGCGGCAUCUACAGCUACCAGCACUUGAACAAGGGCAUCUCGGCCUCGCAACGAGUGAUGCACACCCGUAUCUACGGCCAGGCAGCGGUGGUGGUGUUGCUGUUGAGUUCGAUGGCGUUCCACGACUACAUGGCUAAGCGUGGCAAGUUCGGCGAGGAGGAAGAGGAGGAAGAGGCGCAUGCCUAAGUCAACGGCAGAGACAGUUAGGUUGCGACAGGAAGAGGAUGCCGAAGGCGAAGGCUGCCAUCCCUGUCGAUAGUUUUAAAGUACAAUCCAUUUAUUUUUUUGUUUUGCUACGAA
Phytophthora infestans T30-4 is the source of this 766-nucleotide messenger RNA. RefSeq lists its product as uncharacterized. Lineage: Eukaryota; Oomycota; Peronosporomycetes; Peronosporales; Peronosporaceae. The transcript has a single exon. Gene Ontology annotation, cellular component: mitochondrial inner membrane. Gene Ontology annotation, biological process: mitochondrial respiratory chain complex IV assembly. The record is from RefSeq and is a predicted model, not a curated record. Bases 53 to 652 code for a protein of 199 amino acids.